CCCCGCCGGCGCUGAGGGGACGCGGCGCGGGCCGGGCGCUGAGCUCUCCCGCGGCCCCGGGCUGCCGCGCGCCUGCCCAGGAGCCGCACGUGUGGGAUCUAAAACCCGCCCUGGCUCCUGCGCGGGGGAGCAUGAUCUGUGCCCGGGCCGGCAUCCUCCAGUUACUGAUCCACGAGAGAAAAAUUAAACCCGGUUCCUGUCAGGUGAGGCCUGAGGUUAGGGUUGCCACCUCUGAGGUACAAAAAACCAGGACAUCUGGGAUGAUCCUGUGCCCAUAAAACUGGACAGCUUGCAGCUUAUACUGAGCACCCUUACAGAUUUCCCAGGACAGCUACCUCAAAAAAGGGACAAUCGUUGGAAAACCUGGACAGGUGGCAAUCUUACCUAAGGAAUUGAUGCGCUUACAAUUGCCGGGUCAUUAUGCUGCUCCACCUGUGUAGUGUUAAGAAUCUGUACCAAAACAGGUUCCUAGGCCUGGCUGCCAUGGCGUCUCCAUCUAGGAACUCACAGAAUCGGCGCCGGUGUAAAGAACCGCUCAGAUACAGCUACAACCCUGACCAGUUUCAUAACAUGGACAUCAGGAACAACUCCCAUGAGACGGUAACCAUUCCACGGUCCACCAGUGACACUGACCUGGUCACUUCAGACAGCCGAUCUACUCUAAUGGUCAGCAGUUCGUAUUAUUCCAUAGGACAUUCACAGGACCUAGUGAUCUAUUGGGAUAUAAAGGAAGAAGUAGAUGCAGGGGAUUGGAUCGGCAUGUAUCUCAUUGAUGAGGUCUUGUCUGAAAACUUUCUGGACUACAAGAACCGUGGCAUCAAUGGCUCUCACCGUGGUCAGAUUAUCUGGAAGAUUGAUGCCAGCUCUUACUUCAUAGAGCCUGAAACAAAGAUCUGCUUCAAAUAUUACCAUGGAGUGAGUGGAGCACUACGUGCUACGACCCCCAGUGUCACAGUGAAAAACAGUUCUGCUCCCAUUUUUAAAAGCAUCACCAGUGAAGAUCCGGUCCAGAGUCAAGGAAGUCGGAGACUAAUAAGUUUUUCACUCUCAGAUUUCCAGGCUUUGGGUCUGAAGAAAGGAAUGUUCUUCAACCCAGACCCAUACCUGAAGAUUUCCAUUCAGCCUGGAAAGCACAGCAUCUUCCCAGCACUUCCUCACCAUGGACAGGAGAAGAGAUCCAAGAUCACGUGUAAUACUGUGAACCCUAUCUGGCAAGGAGAGCAGUUCAGCUUUGUUUCCGUUCCCACGGAUGUUCUGGAAAUAGAAGUUAAGGACAAGUUUGCAAAGAGCCGGCCGAUCAUUAAACGCUUCUUGGGGAAACUUUCCAUGCCAGUGCAACGCCUGCUGGAGAGACAUGCUAUAGGGGACAGGGUUGUCAGCUACACUCUGGGACGUAGGCUUCCAACAGAUCAUGUCAGCGGUCAGCUGCAGUUUCGGUUUGAGAUAACUUCUUCUAUCCAUCCAGAUGAUGAAGAAGUCUCCAUUAGUGCAGAUCCUGAGUCAGCUGAACUGCAGGAAAGCCCUGUGAACAGUGCUGCAGAGGAAAUCCUUGGUGAGCCUCCCUGCACCGACACAGUGACCUCAGAAAGUACAGCUCCAGAGCAGCUAAAUGGAUGCAAUGUGAAUGGUGUCAAUGUUGAUAGCCCUGGGGAAGUCAACCAGAACAGCUUAAAUGAAGAGCGAGCAGGAAAUAGGGAGGUUGAUGCAGGGCCAGCAGAUGCUAUUGAGUCCUUGGAAUCCAUCCCAAGGGAAGUGCUGCCUUCCCUGAGCGCUAUGGACCUCUCUGAGCAACUGGCUCUGCUGGCUUGCCCGCCUCCUCUGGAGACUGAAGUUAGGGAAAAUAAUAAAGUCAAUUCUGUUACUCAGGGACACGACGACUUCUUUACCAGCAUAGAAGCACUAGAUAUUGAUGAGGUGAGUGCAGACAUACAGACUGUCAAGGACGUAGAGAAAAUUCAGGAUGAGGAAGGGGCUUCAGCCCAGGAGGAGGAAGACAAUAAGCUGCAGCUAAGAACAACAGGGAAGAGGAAAAACAGGCCCUGCUCCCUGCCUGUGUCUGAACUGGAGACGGUGAUCGCAUCAGCGUGUGGUGAGCCUGAGACCCCUCGCACACACUACAUACGGAUCCACAAUCUGCUUCACAGCCUGCCCUCAGCACAGAUGAGUAGCGAUGGAGAGGAGGAGCAGGGAGGCGGCGAGAAUGACGAAGAGUCGACAGUCAAGGAAGCAUCAGAGAAGGAUGUGGUUAGCGAGUCUGAGACGCUAGCGGCAGAUCCUCCUCCUGAAAGUGGAACUGAUGAGUAUUUCAGCCGGGGGACUGUGCCCCGCAGCACCUCGAUUGAGCACCUUUCAGACUUAAAUGAGCAGCUGUUGGAUGGGGAACAUCCCAUGACUGGAAGCGAGAGUGAAUCAAGUUCCAGACCGUAUGGGGACAAUGAGUGCGACACCUCUUGCUACAGCACAUCCUGCUACAGUACGUCCUGCUACAGUACGUCUUGCUACAGCACGUCCUGCUACAGCCCGUCCUGUUACGACAGUAACAAUCGCUUUUCCAGCCAUACCCGUUUCUCCUCUGUUGACAGUGCAAAGAUUUCUGAGAGCACGGUCUUUUCCUCACAGGAUGAUGAGGAAGAGGAAAACAGUGCCUUUGAGUCAGUGCCAGAUUCAGUGCAAAGCCCUGAACUGGACAGGGAGCAAGUGGAUGUCUCCGCCCAGUGGCCAGAUGAACUCGUAGCUCAUGGUGGGAAUCCACAAAGAGCAACAGAAACUCUAGAGUCCCCAGUAGCAGGUCCGAGCAACAGAAGAGAAGGUGAUUGUCCUUUACUCCAUAAUUCUCAGCCAGUCAGCCAGCUUCCUUCCCUGAGGCCUGACCACCAUCACUAUCCAACUAUUGAUGAGCCUCUUCCACCAAACUGGGAAGCUCGGAUAGACAGCCAUGGAAGGGUAUUUUAUGUGGAUCAUGUGAAUCGAACCACAACAUGGCAGCGCCCCACAGCAGCAGCCACUCCAGACGGAAUACGCAGAUCUGGUUCAAUCCAACAAAUGGAGCAGCUCAAUCGGCGGUAUCAAAAUAUUCAGCGGACUAUUGCAACAGAGAGGCCAGAGGAUGAUGCUAUUGUGAACAACAGAGUCGAGAGGCUCUCCAUUGGAGGAGGAAGUGACUCUGAGGCAGACUCUUCCCAGCCAAACUCAGAAAUUAGGAGAGAAGGGUCCCUUUCUCCAGUGAAUUCUCAAAAAAUCACCUUGCUGCUACAGUCUCCAGCUGUAAAGUUCAUCACAAACCCCGAAUUCUUCACUGUGCUGCACGCAAACUAUAGUGCCUAUCGAGUCUUCACUAACAGCACCUGCUUGAAGCACAUGAUUCUAAAGAUCCGCAGAGAUGCUCGGAAUUUUGAGCGCUAUCAGCACAAUAGGGACCUGGUAAAUUUUAUCAACAUGUUUGCUGACACCCAACUGGAACUUCCACGGGGUUGGGAGAUCAAAACAGAUCAACAGGGCAAGUCCUUCUUUGUUGACCACAACAGCCGUGCUACCACUUUCAUCGAUCCCAGGAUCCCACUUCAAAAUGGCCGUCUCCCUAAUCAUCUGACUCACAGGCAGCAUCUCCAGCGACUUCGCAGCUACAGUGCUGGAGAGGCAUCAGAAGUCUCUCGGAAUAGAGGCGUUUCUCUGUUGACCAGACCAGGCAACAGCCUAGUAACAGCAAUUCGAAACCAGCACCAUCAUGAGUCAUUACCUCUGGCUUACAAUGACAAGAUUGUUGCAUUUCUACGCCAACCAAACAUUUUUGAGAUGCUGCAGGAGCGUCAGCCAAGCUUGGCCAGGAACCAUGCACUCAGGGAGAAGAUCCAUUACAUUCGGACAGAGGGUACACAUGGGCUUGAAAAGUUGUCCUGUGAUGCAGAUUUAGUAAUUCUACUGAGUCUCUUUGAAGAGGAUAUUAUGUCCUACAUACCCCUGCAGGCUGCCUUCCACCCUGGCUACAGCUUCUCUCCUCGCUGUUCACCCUGCUCCUCACCUCAGAACUCUCCAGGAUUACAGCGAGCUAGUGCAAGAGCGCCUUCUCCAUAUAGGAGAGACUUUGAAGCCAAGUUACGCAAUUUCUAUCGAAAACUUGAAGCCAAAGGAUAUGGGCAAGGUCCAGGUAAAAUUAAGUUAAUUAUACGGCGUGAUCACUUGCUGGAAGGCACCUUCAAUCAGGUGAUGGCUUAUUCACGCAAGGAGCUUCAGCGGAACAAACUCUAUAUCACGUUUGUUGGAGAGGAAGGCUUGGACUACAGUGGUCCCUCCCGAGAGUUCUUCUUCCUUCUGUCUCAGGAGCUCUUCAAUCCUUACUAUGGCCUGUUUGAGUAUUCAGCCAAUGACACUUACACUGUACAGAUCAGCCCCAUGUCUGCGUUUGUGGAAAACCACCUUGAAUGGUUCAGGUUCAGUGGUCGUAUCCUUGGCCUUGCUCUCAUUCAUCAGUAUCUUCUUGAUGCUUUCUUCACGAGGCCAUUCUAUAAAGCACUACUGAGACUGCCAUGUGAUUUAAGUGACUUGGAGUACCUGGAUGAGGAGUUUCAUCAGAGCUUGCAGUGGAUGAAGGAUAACAACAUCACUGAUAUCCUGGAUCUCACUUUCACAGUGAAUGAGGAGGUGUUUGGACAGGUGACAGAAAGAGAGCUGAAAUCUGGGGGUUCAAAUACUCAGGUGACAGAAAAGAACAAAAAGGAGUACAUUGAGAGAAUGGUAAAGUGGCGUGUAGAACGAGGAGUGGUUCAGCAAACAGAGGCUCUAGUCCGUGGCUUCUAUGAAGUUGUAGACUCCAGGCUCGUCUCCAUUUUUGAUGCCAGAGAGCUAGAGCUGGUGAUUGCAGGCACUGCAGAAAUAGACCUCAAUGACUGGCGUAACAACACAGAAUAUCGUGGAGGUUACCAUGAUGGGCAUAUUGUAAUACGGUGGUUCUGGGCAGCAGUGGAGAGAUUUAACAAUGAACAGAGGCUACGGUUCCUGCAGUUUGUCACUGGAACAUCUAGUGUGCCAUAUGAGGGGUUUGCAGCCCUUCGAGGGAGCAAUGGUCUGCGGCGCUUCUGUAUAGAGAAAUGGGGGAAAAUAACAUCCCUUCCGAGGGCACACACAUGUUUCAACCGCUUGGAUCUUCCACCCUACCCAUCUUAUUCCUUGCUGUAUGAAAAGCUGUUGACAGCUGUUGAAGAAACUAGCACGUUUGGACUUGAGUGAGGGAAUUCAGACACUUCUGGUAUUUUCCUGGCUGAUGAUGUCACCUUCCUUCCCCACCGUCAUAUGAUCUUGGUUUUCCAUGUUUUUAUUUUUUAAAACAAAAAUCAGGAUUGACAAAAGCUGUGCAUGAAGAACUGCCUCCCUCUAAGAUCUAACCUUCAUGCUUUCAUCCUCAGUUUCCAAUGGACUGCUAGCCUGUAUGCAAUAGAAAAACAGCUGUCUCAAGGUUUCUGUAUAUCUCCUCAUAUCUCCAUUAAUAAUAAUAAAAAUACGAAUGCAGGUUAUGUUACACUUGACCAAAUGUUGAUAAAUGUUUACUUCCACCUACGUUGAUUAAAAAAUAAAUAACCUCAUCAACCAUUCCAAGCUUCUAUAUGCCUGUGUCUUCUAAACAAAUCCACAGUUCAUCUCACUUCUUACCAGUUGAAUUCAGUCCUGGGAGGUGGUCAAGUGUUUCUUUCAUCCAUCCUUGUUUUUCCUGUCCAUAUCGUCCAUCAUAGAGAUACCUAUGAGUAAAACUGAAAUUUUUAUACCUGGACUCAAGAUUCACAUCAACCGGAACUGGCCCAGACAUAUGAUGCAGAUAAGACAUUAAAAAAAAAACCCACCCUGUAAUGCAAUGCAAAGUAUUCCAGUGAUUGCUAUGGAUGGUUACUUGCCAGUACUGGAAAGAACUUGCACUUCAGACAUUUUGGGAGGGGCAUCUCUAUUGUAAUGUUUACCACGCAAGAAGCACAAAUCUGUGCACACUCAAGAAGGAUGUCUCAUUACGUAGCAUAAAGGAGAAGGAUCCCUUACCUAAAUAUUGUACAUGACAAAGAAAAGGGGACUGAGAAGAAUGUUCUGCUCUUGUUAAUAUCUUUGGGUUCUGUUUACUGAUUCUUUGUUAUCUGAUGUUUAAAACACCCCCUUACAAAUGAGAAGUAUAGACAAUCCUGUCCCUUAUAUCAGAAGCCAUUUAUUUCUUGUCAGGCAGGGCUAACUUCUGGUUGUUGUUUUUUUCCCUUUGUUGUCAAAUGCAAACCUCCAUAACCUCAGAAUUGGUUGUGCACAGAAGGGUUUAGACAAAGUUCUGUUAAAUGUGAAGCUGCAGUGAGAUUGUAUCUCUCUUUUGCUUAAACAUUUGUAGCAAUUCUUCUUGGAGUGAAGCCCAAUGACCUGCAUGGCCUCAUUAGGUACCAAAUUAAAGAUCCAGUUCUUUUCUGGUGCCUAAUUGAGACCUCAAAUUCUUUAAUUUUGUGGGCUUCAUCUUCCAGCUCCAAAGCCAGGAAAGGCAAGGCACACAGCAGCAUUCUUGUCUUUGAUGGGUAUUGCUGAGGCUAUUACAAUCAAACCCACAACACUGGUUGUCUCCAACUUUUAACCUUUGCUGCCCUUGUUUUCCAAAACUUAUUGUGGAUUGAAAGUGUUUGUCUUAACUGGGAAAAUGUGAAGUGAGCACGAUAGUGUCAAAGAAUACCCAUAACAAAAACUAAGUGAAAUAUACAGGGUAAUUCUAUCUUGAUACGAGCAACAGCUCACAUGAAAUAGAUGGCAGUCAGAUACCACACCCAUCUGUGUCUGUUACUAUGCUCAUUUUGUUGUUAUACUUCAGAAAUCUGUCAGAAAGAUGUCAUUCAACAUCCAACACAUUCUGUUCUUAUAAACCUACCCUUCAAAGAACAUAGUCAGGCCCAGCCUUUCCAUGCGUUUUUACUGACCGACAUAUUUAGCUAUUAAUACGCUAAUGUGUAUAUGAUUGUUUUCUAAUAUUUUUGAAUUACUUUCUUCUUGAUUUUAAAGUUACUGCAUGUCUUAAUGGUGACAGGUAAAGACAUGCUUCUAAGCAGAAAUACUAUGUUUUGGUUUAAUCAGAAUAUGAAUUUUUAAAGUGCUCCAUUAAUUCUACUUCACUAAUAUCUGUUGGCCAUUUAAUACUAUUUUUAUUAUGUGUUUCUUUUAAGUAUUUAUUUUAGAAUACACAUUGUUAUUUAUUUAUUAAAUUAUUUAUUAAUUUAUUUAUUUACUUAUUUGUAUUACGGUAGCCACUAGGGACCCCAACUAUGAAUCAGGGCACCAUUGUGCUAGGUGCUGUACACUUGUGUAAAAACACAGCCUCGGUCCCAGCUCUCAUUUCUAUGUCAUAUACUAUGGGUGUUAGCUCUGCAAAAAUUAUGUAACCUGCUUCUUUAUGCCUCUGUUACAUCAGGGUGAAUUAUAGGAGACUGCAUGGUACCAGGAUUGCCAUAAAGGCUCUGGCUCUGAUGCUGCAGUGUGCUCAGCAAUCUCGACCCCAUUCAGUGGGAGCAUCUCAUAGGCUGGGUCCCAAAGGCCAAUUUUUUGUGCAAGAUUCCUGUUUCAUCCCUGAUAGAAUCAUUACAAAAUAACAUGCAUUAUAUUUAAUGCUCGGUGUCUUCAACAAUACAAGAAAAUAAGCAGAGACAAGUAUCCAUCUGGUUGGUCCCAGGUUGACCAAAGAAAACUGUACAUCAAGAGCUGUCUCACUAACAUAAAAAAAGGGGAGGAGGGGGGAAUUCCAGCCUUUAGAUAACUGUAUAGUUAGAAUUUUUUAAAAUAUUUCAAAGCUGUAUUUUAUUAAAAAAAUAAACUAUUUUUUGUAGCAUAAUGAAAGACAUUUGUAUUUGCACAGACAGCAUCUAGCCCCAGACGGAAACAAGAAAGACUCGCUCCUGCAUUCCUUCUUCAGAUCAGGUUCUGACAUGGGCCAUAUGCUAGGGGUUAGAAUAGGUUGUAGGUAUCUUCAUACUUGACAGGUACCGUGUCAAGCAACUUGGCGAUCUGGAUAAAGAAAAUAUAUGACAUGGCCAGCUUAUUUUCCAUCAAAAUCUCUGGCAAAAGCACUCCUGCAUGGAAAUAUUUCAAAAAAACUGGUUUCUCAGAUGAUUCUGAUGGCAUCAAAAUAGAAACACCCUGCAUAUUCUUGGAUCAAAAAUAAUAGUAGGGGAAAACAAAUGACUCUUUUCCUUCCUGUCCUCAUAAUCCUUCUACACAUGCUUUCGCUAGACUUGUCACCAAAACAUUGAAACUGGGAAAAGAAAACACCAUAUUUUAUCUGUUUUUUCCCCUCCAGAAACUUCAUCUGAUCCUACCUUUUUAAUUCUCUUCCCCUGACAAAGUCCUUCUUAAGUGAUUUUCACCCAUUGACGUCUCUGGGAUAGCAUUUCUGGUGAUGGUUUGCGUAGUUAAGAUCUCACAACAGGAACAACCUAUCCAUGUCUCUUAUCCAUUUAUUGAUCCUUUCUUUUUUUAAAAAAGCGUACACAAGAGGCACUGUUUCCCCAUGUUCUUCCAUUCAAAUUCCACUCCUUACCUAUAAACGAGAGAGAAUUCUGCAGAUCUGCACAUUUAUCGUAAACAUUUGGAUUAUUCAUGAGAGCCAUUUUUUUCUCAGCCCUUCCUCAGGAAGGAAUAAAAGGUUUUCCACAAGGAAGACUACUGUGAAGAAGGUUAAAGAUGCACAGAACAAUCAUAACCCAUUCAAUUCCCUUCACCCCAAUUCCCUUCUUAAAAUGUUGUGUUCUAUCAUUAUGCUAAAAUAUGAUAUCUGUAUUGAUAGACAGAUUUUAGGCUGCAAGAAGGAAAGAACAGAAAAACAGAUAAGUGUUGUAAAUGAUAGUCUUUUAAGUUCUGGGGUCCAAAGGCACCACAAAACUGAAAGCAAAUAGGCCAGGCUACAUUUAGUUUUGCAUAGAAACCAUGAGUUUUGUAAAGUUAUGAUGAGAAAAUAUAAAUGUUACCCAGUUUGCUCAAGUGCAUAUGAAAUUUCAAUGAAGUGUGGUCGAAUUGUGAAUUUGCAACCUAACCUGAAACCCAGACUGUUUUGUUUUUUCAGAUUUCAUCAUAACAAAUGUUUGAUAUAGCUCCAGAUGGAAACAGUGGAGAUUGAAAUCAUCACACCAGGUGGGGUAGGGAGUAGAGAAAAGGGCAUGAUUUGGAGGGAGAGUCAGCUAAGACCUUUGAGUUAAAAAAAAACAUUUUAAUUAUUUUCAUAUGUAUAUAUACUCACAUACAUAGAUAUAAUCUGGAGGGUUAAAUUCAUCCCUGGUGUUAAUCCUGCUGAUAUGGAUGGGGUUCCAGCAGGAUGAAAUUGGCUUUAGAAUUCUUUGAUUAAUUUAUGUUGAAAUCAUGAAUGUUCACCCUGUCUUCAGAGCAACAUAAACAGGGCUUCCCAGUGAAGAUUAAACACUUUCACUCACAUGCAGACCAACAAACCUUUCUACAACAAAUGUGGUGCUUAUUUUAUUAUUAUUAUUAUUGCUGUACCUCAGAGUUUGUUAUUAAAAAUGACUGCAAUAUACUACAAACCUGGGAUAGGCUUUCCAGCUAUCACAAAGUCCAAAAAAUUGGAUUGUUACUUUCUCCCUAGUGAGUCAUGUAGUCCCUUUGUUCUAGUAGACAAACAGAUGCCUGUAGAUAGUAGGUACUAGGUAUAGUAAAUAUUGUACCAUUAGCCAAAUUCCCUGCAGCUUCCAAUUUAUCUAAAAUAAAUGUCUAUUAUUGUUUUGUUAAAGACUUCGUACAAGUCAAUGGCAGUAAAAGUCCUCAUUACUGGACUGAUUUUGCUUAUAUUGACAGAAAAAUGUCACAUGAUACUCAGGCUGCGCUUUCUAUUCAAUCAUAUCACUAUACAGGAAUGUCAAUAAAAUCACUUUGUUAUGGCA
Molecule: messenger RNA, 9884 nt
Organism: Caretta caretta (loggerhead turtle)
Lineage: Eukaryota; Metazoa; Chordata; Testudines; Cheloniidae
Gene: HECW1
Product: HECT, C2 and WW domain containing E3 ubiquitin protein ligase 1
Biological process (GO): ubiquitin-dependent protein catabolic process; regulation of dendrite morphogenesis; protein ubiquitination
Cellular component (GO): cytoplasm
Molecular function (GO): ubiquitin protein ligase activity; protein binding
Source: RefSeq, a predicted model, not a curated record